Molecule: messenger RNA, 1289 nt
Organism: Daktulosphaira vitifoliae (grape phylloxera)
Lineage: Eukaryota; Metazoa; Arthropoda; Insecta; Hemiptera; Phylloxeridae
Product: E3 ubiquitin-protein ligase MARCHF2-like
Exons: 6
Coding region: 143-877 (244 amino acids)
Biological process (GO): protein ubiquitination
Molecular function (GO): ubiquitin-protein transferase activity; zinc ion binding
Source: RefSeq, a predicted model, not a curated record
CAGAAAACGCCCGUAUAUGUUCAUGUUUCUACUACUAUCAUCACCUGUCGAGCGAAGUAUAUAUAUGCAUUACCAUAUACACAUUCUACCCCUCGACGUACAAAUAUUUAAGAGCACGACUCCUUUUAUUUGAGUAUCACUUAUGGAAAAUUCAAACGACACACAAAACGAGCGUUCUGAAAUAACGGACAUUUCUGGACGCAGUUCUUACUCUAGUGUCUUAGGAGACGACAAAUGUGACACGACAACCAUAAAAAACCUUGUCAUAGCAAUAAGCAAUAAUAAAUUCGAAAAAAAAAAGUCAUUGAACUCGCUAACUAAACUUCCACUUACACCAGGACUUUGCAGAAUUUGUCUACAGCCGGAUUCCGAGUAUAUAAAUAAGUGUAUUUCUCCUUGUUUAUGUUAUGGCUCAAUGUCUAAAGUUCAUAAAUCCUGUUUGGAGAAAUGGUUAGCUUACUCUAAUUCCGAUUCGUGCGAAAUAUGCUUUUACCAGUUUGAAAUCAAACGAGUAGCAACAUAUUCAUUAUUAGGAUCUAUUAAAGAGUGGUUUAAUGAUUCAGAGACGGAAGACGAAGCAAAUGAAUUCUUAUACGAAGCAUGUUAUUUUAUUAUCAUUACUCCAAUUCUUACACUCGUUACAUGUGCAGGAGUAUUAAUAAAUGGAAUAAUAUUUGAUGAAACUCGAGAGCCAGCGUACUAUGAUAGCUCUACAAAUCGAUUUUUAUCAUUCGUGUCUUUGUCAUUAAUAUUGACUGGAAAUUUCAUCUAUGGUUGUUGGGCAUCAAUAAGACUACAGCAUCAUUUCAAUCAGUGGUAUGAUUUUUACAAGCGUUGUCGACAAGUCAUAUUACUCGAAAAACCAUACACAAAUUAAUACAAAUUAAAAAUUAAAUUUUACCACUGUAAUUUAUUCAUAUUAAGUGUGCUUAAUAUUUUAAUAAAUUAUUUUAAAAAUUGUAUAAAAUAUUUGUAGAAAAUAAUAUUAUUUUAUUAUAUUUUUAAAUAUAAAGUAACUACAUUUCAUUACUUUAGCUGUAAGAUUAUCAAGAGCUAAUAGUUCCAAAUAAAUAUAGAUUGCCAAGUGAUUAUCGAUUCCUUGUCUAAUUUUUCCUCAACUUGAACAAAAAACUUUUUCCACAUUCCCCCUGAUAAUAUGACAGGGUUGAACUAAGCUUUAAGAAAAUUAUAUCACAAUAGAGAUUAAGUACGUUUUUUUUUCUAACGCUUUUUUAUCAAUAGUAUCAUAUUUUUCUAUUUAAAAUAUAUACACAAACAAUUUGAUUUAA